GGUCACAAAUUGUGUUAGGUCGCAGAAUUUGGUGUAACACCUGAACCCCGGCCAAAAGUCCUAUUUAUAAGGAACAGCCAGCAUGGAGCCGCGCGCAUGCGCGGUAGAGUCCGGAUUGUUGCAGACAGGGCGGCUCGUUACUAAGCAGCACCGCACAGACGACAGCAGCGGACACCCCCGAGAGGAAGGAGUACUGUCAGCGUGAUAACAACACCGCCUCACCAGAGCACAGAAGGGAUGGCAGUGAAUGUGUACGCCACGUCUGUGUCCAUUGACAACCUCAGUCGACAUGACAUGCUGGCAUGGGUCAACGAUUCUCUGCAUCUCACCUACACCAAGAUUGAGCAGCUCUGUUCAGGAGCUGCAUACUGCCAGUUCAUGGAUAUGUUAUUCCCAGGGUGCAUUCUUUUGAAGAAGGUCAAAUUUCAAGCCAAACUGGAGCACGAAUUUAUACACAACUUCAAAGUUCUUCAAGCAGCUUUCAAACGGAUGAGCGUGGACAAAAUAAUUCCUGUAGAAAAGCUCGUAAAAGGAAAGUUCCAAGAUAACUUUGAAUUCGUGCAGUGGUUCAAGAAGUUCUUUGACGCCAACUACGACGGGAAGGAGUAUGAUCCGAUUCUAGCCAGACAAGGGCAGGAUGUGGCCCCUACUCCCAAUCCAGGUGAUCACUUUAUCUACAAACCAAAGAGAAAUCCAGGACCACAGCGGACAUCUCCGACGGUUCCCAAAAACAUGCCGAUGCCACAGCGAGUCCAGCACAACAUGCCCGCCAUCAGGAAGAAUCCAUCUUUGUCUAGAAACGGGGGUAGCGACGCAGAGGUUAUGGAGCUAAAUCAACAGCUGAUGGAGUUGAAGCUGACUGUAGAUGGUCUAGAGAAGGAGAGGGACUUCUACUUCAGCAAACUACGGGACAUCGAGCUCAUCUGUCAGGAACACGAGAGUGAAAACAACCCCGUCCUCAGCAAGAUAAUUGACAUUCUCUACGCCACAGAGGAAGGCUUCGCACCCCCAGAAGACGAGGACCUUGACGAACAAGCUCACCUGGACCAGGAUGAAUACUGAACCCAUCGUCUCCCUCCCCCACAGCAUUCCCAUCUCCCUUCUCUUUUUCUUUAUGUCCUCGUUUAUUUUCUAUUCCCUGCACACAACCUAGAAAAGCCCAUCAUUAUUUCUGCGCUCUUACUUUCUCAUAUGCACAUCUGUCGGUGAUCCAUCCCAUCACCUCCCAACCGUUCGCUGCUCCUCCUCCUCGUCUCCACUUACACCGUAACAAUAACAGUAAUGUGGACAAAUCCCAGUCAUUUUAGCAUGAGUAACGCAGAAAAUCAAGGAGAGCCUGGAAUAAAGGUUGUUGUAUCAAACACUUGAGUUUAAGUCUGUAAAUAUUACCAGCAUUUUGAUUUUUAAAUUAUAGCGUCUUUGCCAAUUCUAGAGUAUUUUAUUUGCCUUCCUUAAUGUGCCGUUGUUAUUAACAUCAGAGCACAGAUCAAGACUGCUCCAAUGUGCCAUCGGGACACCGUUCGAGCCACUAAAACUGUAACUAAAAUGACUUUUUAACUGCUAUUUCCUAUUUAUUUAAUUUAUAUUUUAUUUGGACUGACGUUCUGUAGCAAAGUUGUUGCAGGUCUGCUGUACGUGAAACUAAAACUGAAGCAAGCUGUGGUUUGUGCUCGAAACACUGAAGGAAGGUUUUGGUGUGACGAGUCACACCUCAGACCGGUGGAUCUGCAGGUACUUGUUUGAUUGUUUCUGAGCAUGAGAAUGUUACAUUUUGACUGUGAAUGAGUGAAAUUCUGUAAAUGUACUUUGUGUGGAGAUUCUGUGGCACGAUGCUGAGUUGGUGCCAUCGGCUGAAGAGGCAGAAGCCUUUGGGGUUAAAUGUAACAGACGGCGCCUGCAGACUGAUAACAUGGUUAUGUAGCAGUUUAACAUGUUUGUCACUCUGACAAAAAAUAAUCACCUGAUAGGUGUUGUUGUUGUUUUCUGCUACAAAGAAAAAUUAAAGGUUUGUGUUUUUAUGUUUUUAUUUGAGUAAAUGAUGAAUUUAGAGAUGUUUCACCUGUUGGCUGGUUAUCAUUUUGGAUCAAAGCGAACAAGGACAUCCUCUCUUCUUCCCUCGCUGUUUUUUAAUUUGACAACAGGCUGUUAUCAGCUGUCUGGAUCAUGCAGUCAUGGGUCGUGUCUACAGAACUCUCAUCUUUUCAAUAAAUAAACAAUUAUUGAACAAAU
Molecule: messenger RNA, 2229 nt
Organism: Nothobranchius furzeri (turquoise killifish)
Lineage: Eukaryota; Metazoa; Chordata; Actinopteri; Cyprinodontiformes; Nothobranchiidae
Gene: mapre3a
Product: microtubule-associated protein, RP/EB family, member 3a
Biological process (GO): regulation of microtubule polymerization or depolymerization; protein localization to microtubule; spindle assembly
Cellular component (GO): microtubule organizing center; spindle midzone; microtubule plus-end
Molecular function (GO): microtubule plus-end binding
Source: RefSeq, a predicted model, not a curated record